AACAAACCCUCUUUCUUAAAUGCAUUGAAGUGUGGCUUCUCCUCCUGCAACGGUACAAGAACCACCAUCACUCCCCUACCACUCCACUAGCCACUGCUCCUCCUUCCCUCCCUCCCACUCUUCUUCUGCGUCUACUCCUCUCUUCUCCCAUUCUCAUCCUUGCAGCUUGCAAACAGUGCUCUGCAGAAUGACCAAAGAUGAGGAUUUCAAGCUGGUCAAGAUCCAGACCCAUGUACUGAGGGUGAACAUACACUGUGAUGGCUGUAAGCACAAGGUGAAGAAACUGCUUCAGAAGAUCGAAGGUGUGUACUCGGUGGCAUUGGAUGUAGACAACCAUAAGGUCACAGUGACUGGCAAUGUGGACUCCGAUACAUUGAUCAGGAAGCUCACCAGAGGGGGCAAGCAUGCAGAGCUGUGGUCACAGCAGAAGGGUGGCAACAACCAGGGCCACAAGGGCAGCAACAACCAGCAGAAGCAGCAGCAAGGGCAGCAGCAGCAUCAGAAGCAAGGUGCCAACCAGAGCAAGGAUGGCAACAAGAACAACAACAGCCUCAAGGACCAGGGCAAGCAAGGAGGUGUGGGAGGCCUCAUCCAGGGCCUCAAGGCAUUCAAGAACCAGCACAGCAAGAACCAGCUCCCUGAGCUCGACUCGGAGGAUGACGAUUUGUAUGAUGACGAAGAUGACGAGUUUGACGAUGACUAUGAGGACGAUCUCCGCUUCCUUGGGGACAAGAUGAGCCAGCUUGGCUUCCUCCGGCAGGAAGCUGCAGCUGCAGCGGUGGCCAAUGCCAAGAACAAGAAUGGCAACACUGCCAGCGUCAACAACCACCAAAACAACACCAACGCCAAGAAAGGCGGCGGCGGCGGUGGAGGUGGAAAUCACCAUCAGAAUAACCACCACCAGAACCAGAAGACCCCCAAUGUGAUCAACAUGGCUGCAGCCAAUGCGAAGAUGGGCAAUGGCGCCCAGAAGAACACUGGCGCCAUCAAUGGCAUGAUGGGCCUCAACCAUGGCCUGGGAACAGCAGGUGCCGCCGGCUUCCAGGGCUACACCGGCUUCAACCACCCAUCAUCCUAUGCUUCAGCCGGCUAUGGAGGGCUUCAGCAACAGCAGAGCAACAACCUCAUGGCAAGCAUGCAGGGGUACCAUCAUCACCCAGCGGCCACGGCGGCGAUGAUGAACAAUCUGAGGGGUCUGAAUAACAACAUGAUGAUGAUGCAUCAGCCCCAGCAGCAGCCCCAGAUGAUGUACCACCGGUCUCCUCAGAUCAGCCCUUACACGGCCUACUACAACCCUUACAGCUACUACUACCACCCUGGCGCUGCCGGUUAUCAUCCCGCCAGCAAUGGCGAUGUGGAGACCAUGUUCAGUGAUGAGAAUACCAAGGGUUGUGUUGUCAUGUAGGGAUGCUGUUACAGUGUUACAAAAAUGUAGAGGAUGGUAAUGAAGCAUGGGAAUGGUUAUGCAAUCCUACUACUCUCUCCUCUCUUUCUCUUUUUUCCUUUCUCUUCAUUGUUUUUAUGCUUUUAUUGGUUUCUCCUGUAUCAAGAAUGAAUCAUGCAUGUUGACUUAGAUGUCCUGUUUGAAAGUAGUAGCACUUCAGAGGAUGAUCAACGUUGUAAUGUAAUAGUUUUACCGCCUAGUGCUUUGCCCUGCCUGGCUUGUUUA
Molecule: messenger RNA, 1669 nt
Organism: Oryza brachyantha (malo sina)
Lineage: Eukaryota; Viridiplantae; Streptophyta; Magnoliopsida; Poales; Poaceae
Product: heavy metal-associated isoprenylated plant protein 37
Exons: 3
Coding region: 188-1405 (405 amino acids)
Molecular function (GO): metal ion binding
Source: RefSeq, a predicted model, not a curated record